This is a messenger RNA of Candidula unifasciata, 1455 nucleotides long. The record is from the annotation of a GenBank genome assembly. NCBI's taxonomy places the organism in Eukaryota, Metazoa, Mollusca, Gastropoda, Stylommatophora, Geomitridae.
GACAGCACAAAGAGACCAUCUGUGGCUGAAUCUAUCAAAGACACGGCAAUAAAAAAAAUGUCAGUUCCUGAAAAUCAGGCCAAGAAAAUUGAGAAGAAAGCUGGCGAUGUGGACGACCCGACUCGUGUGGAUAUAGAGAAAGACAUUUAUCAGAUUGUAGCCGACGGGGAUGUCAAUGAGUUCUCAAAGUUCAUGACCAAGAAUCCCCAGUGCCUCAACAUGCCCAAUCCGGAUGGCUACUACCUUGUCCAUCUGGCUAUCAUGAGUAAUCAAGCUCCGAUUUUCCGGGAGCUGCUCAAACUAAAUGCAGAUUUGAAUGUACAAGACCCUGAAGGAAAGACACCCUUGCACCUUGCCAUUGCAGCCGAGGCCAGUGAAAUCGUCUCUACCCUUCUUAGCAGAGGUGUACAAGUUGCCGUGGCAGAUAGCAGUGGUUUGAUGCCUAUACACGCAGCGGCUGAGAUCGGAGCUAUCAAAAUUGUUUCGCUACUCAUCCCCACGCUGCCCAACAUUAAUGUCAAAGCAGAGGGAGGUCUUACUGCUUUGCAUAUGGCAGCCAUCAACAACCACGGAGCAGUUGUUAGAAUGUUGAUGGCAAAUGGGGCCUCACCGUUAAACCGAGAUGACCAUGGCAACUACCCCAUCCACUCCGCCGCCAAGAAUGCCUCCAACUCUUCAAUAGAAGCAAUACUUGAAGAAGCGCCAUCACAGGGAAUUGAAAAGUUAGAUUUGUUGGCCCUCCGGGAUCGAGAAAAGAACAUGCCGAUUCACUGUGCUGUCAUUUCUGGAAACAUUCAGACAGUGAAGUAUUUUCUAAAAUCUGGAGCACUGAUCACAUCACAGCAGGGAGUGGGUUCAACACCGCUGCAUCUAGUUGCAGCUCAGGGACUGAUCGAGUUAGCUAAGGUGAUGUAUGAACUGCAGAAGGAGCUCUUUGGCAAGACCUUGAACAGGACAGACUAUCUCAAGAGAACCCCUCUUCACUGGGCAACCAUCUUCAACCACACCAACAUGGUUACCUAUCUGCUGGAGAAGCCAGGAAUUAAACCUAACCCUACGGAUGUUGAUGGCAACACGCCGCUUCUGAUAUCUGCCAGCAAGGGCAACAUUGAUACCAUGUCAGAGUUGCUGGAUGCAGGGGCAGACCCUUACUGCAGGGACAGAAAGCGGCGCAACUUCCUUCAUCUUCUUGUGCUGGCCAUGGAAAGUAUACCGGAUCUAAUCGAAAUUCUCAAGGAUAUCAAACAUUAUCAGAAAUUAAUCAAAGCCAAAGAUGUCUUUGGCUUCACGCCCUUACAUUAUGCUGCCAAGUGCGGAAAUCUGGCCAUGUUUCUUGACCUGGUUAAGCUGGGCUCUUCAUUGAAUUUAAAAAGCAACAAGAAACAGACAAUCUUGCAUCUUGCAGCACAGUAUGGACGUUACAGAACUGUUUUAUCAGUUCUUGGUAAAAGAUAG